CUGUGUGACACCUGCACGACCCGCCUUCCCCGCAGAAUAAAGCUGCGCACUGAUUGGCUCGCUCGGUUGUCCUUCCAAGGAGGAACACCGCAGUCUGAGAAGAUGAUUGGUCCGUGACGUGUCGGUCAUAUUUCGUCCUGACACCUGAUUGGUGUGCUCUCCAGAAUCCACCGAACGAACAUCCAUUCCGUGAGAUCCACUCGGCUGUGAUCGAUGCAGCCGCUUCAAAAAAAAAAACUCCCGAGUCCCCGUUGAAUCACAGGCUUUCUCCAGCGCGGCUGUCAUGGUUAUCUUGAAGGAUAUGUACAGGAAGAUUUCUCUCCUUUAAUUCGGCACAACACUGCACCGGCAGCUGCGCGACGACGCGGCGCUGCGUCCCGGUUGGACGGUGACAGGAGGAUGGCUCUGCGUUGGACGGGGCUCGCUGUAUUUGUCCUCGGUGGUCUAUUAAGAUUUUAAUUAGCUGAUAACACACGGUUGGGUUUUUUUUUUUCCUCCAGCGGACUCGGUGUGGGAGCGACGAUAGAGGCGCACUCGCUGAUUAUGGAAAACGAGUCCAGGUUUGAAGAGCUCUGAUUACGUCGGCUCCACGGCCAAACCCGAGGCCACUCCCGGUGUCAGCCAGGCUCGCUGAGGAGGGAGACUGGACCCGCCCUAUCACUACACCCUUACUGCUCCACCCAUCACUCUCCAUCACCGCCGCCGCCGCACGCCAUGUCUUUACCCAGCGGCAGCCCGGAGAGAGAGGUCUCUACUGGGGCUCCCCCUCAGCUCGAGUGCCCCUCCUCCCCUACGGGAUUGGACCCGGACCCCUUGUCGACGGGCAGCCCUGUGCUCAGCCCGGACUCCUCUUCCCAUGAUGCAGCGCUGUCGGCACCGGCGGCCUCCCCGGCAGACUCGGAGAACCUGAGCCCCGAUGAGCUGGAGCUGCUGGCCAAACUGGAGGAGCAGAACAGGUUGCUGGAGGCUGACUCCAAGUCCAUGCGCUCGAUGAGCGGUUCUCGGCGUAACAGCGGCUCCUCCCUGGUGUCCAGCUCCUCCGCCUCGUCGAACCUGUCACACCUGGAGGAGGACACCUGGAUCCUGUGGGGCCGUAUCGUCAACGAGUGGGAGGAGUGGAGACGCAAGAAGGACAAACUUCUGAAGGAGUUGAUCAGGAAGGGGAUCCCUCAUCAUUUCCGCGCCAUCGUCUGGCAGCUGCUGGGUAACGCCACCGACAUGCCGGUGAAGAACCAGUACUCUGAGCUGCUGAAGAUGUCGUCGCCCUGCGAGAAGCUCAUCCGCAGGGACAUCGCCCGCACCUACCCCGAGCACGAGUUCUUCAAAGGCCAGGACAGCCUGGGACAGGAGGUCCUCUUCAACGUCAUGAAGGCGUACUCUCUGGUGGAUCGAGAGGUGGGCUACUGCCAAGGCAGUGCGUUCAUCGUGGGGCUGCUGCUCAUGCAGAUGCCUGAGGAGGAGGCGUUUUGUGUUUUUGUGCGUCUGAUGCAGGAGUACCGUCUGAGGGAGCUGUUCAAACCCAGCAUGGCCGAGCUGGGCCUCUGCAUCUACCAGUUUGAGUAUCUGCUGCAGGAACAACUUCCAGAGCUGAACGUCCAUUUUCGAUCCCAGAGUUUCCACACGUCCAUGUACGCCUCGUCCUGGUUCCUCACCCUCUUCCUCACCUUCCUCCCCCUGCCUGUCGCCACACGCAUCUUUGAUAUCUUCAUGUACGAGGGUUUAGAGAUUAUCUUCCGUGUGGGCCUGGCCAUCCUGCAGUACAACCAGACUGACCUCAUUCAGCUGGACAUGGAGGGCAUGUCACAGCAUUUCCAGAAGGUGAUCCCCCACCAGUUCGACAGCUGCCCGGACAAACUGAUCCUCAGGGCGUACCAGGUGAAAUACAACCCCAAGAGGAUGAAGAAACUGGAGAAAGAAUACACCACGAUCAAGAACAAAGAAAUGGAGGAACAGAUAGAGAUCAAGAGGUUACGCACAGAAAACCGGCUGCUGAAGCAAAGGAUCGAGACUCUGGAGAAGGAGAGUGCAGCUCUGGCAGACAGACUGAUACAGGGUCAGGUGACGCGGGCACAGGAAGCCGAGGAGAACUAUGUGAUCAAGCGCGAGCUGGCGGUGGUGAGGCAGCAGUGCAACACCGCCAGCGAGAGUCUGGAGAAGGCCCAGGACACAAUCAGAGAGCUGCAGCAACAGAAGUACACAGAACAGUUUGUGACCAACCUGCAGACCGAGCUGGAGCAGUCCAGACUGCGCGAGGCCGAACUGCAGGGAGCUCUGAAGGAGAUGCAGGACAAGGUGCUGGACCUGGAGAAGAGGAGCAGCUGCCUGCCUGACGAGAACAACAUGGCGGCUCUGCAGGAGGAGGUGAAGCAGAUGAAGCUGAGGGAGCUGGAGACGCUGCGUUCAUUCCGAGAGAUGCAAGACACUGUGACCGAGCUCAAUCAGCGCUGGCAGCAUCACAUGUCCCGUGGCAGCAGCACAGGCGGAGGCGGCGGCCACUGGAAGGAAUCCCCGAAGAAGAACGCCAUGAACGAGCUGCAGGACAAACUGAUGACGGUCCGACUGAGGGAGGCGCAGGCGCAGGCUGAGCUCCGCGAGGUCAAACUCAAAGCCCUGCAGCUGGAGAGCCAGAACCAGAUCCACAGCAAGCUGAUCGGACGCAACGAUCAGGAACGCUCGGCCCUGCAGGACCGACUGCAGAUGCUGGCCAAUCAGAACAAAGCUCUCCAAGCCCAACUCAGCGAGAUGAAAAGGAAGCAGGCCGAGUCCGACUGCAAGAGUAAAGAGGAUGUGAUGGCAGUGCGGCUGAGGGAAGCAGACAGUAUGGCGGCCAUGGCUGAACUCAGGCAGAGGAUCGCUGAGCUGGAGAUUCAGAAAGAGGAGGGUCUGAUCCAGGGUCAGCUGAACCACUCAGACUCCAGACAGUACAUCAACCAACUCCGGGACCAGAUCAUCGAGCUCAAGAACGAGAUCCGGCUGAUGCGAGGGCAGAAGGCGACCCCCAGCUCCAGGGUCGGCGGUGUAGGAGGAAGCACCAACUACCAGGAUCUCUGCCUGGCCAGCCCCGCCUCCGCGGAGGGCGACUACCUGAGCUCGGACGAGGACCUGCUCCACAGCCCGCUGCCCGCCAACGCCCUUUACCCCUCCCUGUCCGGCCCCUGUCACCCGUCUCCCCGCCUGGACAGCGAGGGGAGCACGGACAGCGAGGCGGAGGAGCAGGUGAGGAUACACCCGGACCCUCAGCAGCUGUACGGCAGCAUGGUGUGUGCGGAGGGGCUGGAGAACUGAGGCCGGGGAGGAGGCGUGAAGGUUUCAUUGGAUUUCUUUGAGAAAAUAGAGACGCUGGAGCUCUGCAGGGACCUUAGACUGGGACUGUACCAUCCAAACCAGUCCUCCUCCUCCUAGGCUUUUCCAGUGUUUACCUGUAACUUGAGGCAGACCUGGUUGGACCUCUUCUGAUCAUCACACCCCGUCCUCUCCACUCAUGUCACUGUCUCCCCCACACUGUGUCCCCUGACGAAGAGGUAAUGUAAUACCUCUCUCCUCGUUCCCAAAAAAACAUAUCCAUCCAAACACAAAACAUGACAAACAGAAACAGGACUGGACCUGCCCCCCCAAAAACAUCCAACCGGACCUGAAUCUGUGACCAUGACGAGGAGAUGAACACGAGUAGACAGACGAUAAAAAAACUCUCCCCCUCUCCUUACAAACUGAAUAACAGACACCUGACUCACUGUACAGUCCGUCUUCCUGUAUCAAACUCUCCUCCCUGAUUGGUUCAGGGGUUAAAAACAAACAUCUGUAUUCCCCUCUUUUCCCCCUUUUAAACUUCUCAUUGGAAAGACUCAAACUUCCAUCAGCCAUCGAUUUACCUCUCAGUAGACCGAGUGUUUAAAAUACAAUUUAAAAAAAGGUGAAAAUGUACCCAUUCCAACUGUAGGGAGAUGACAAGAUGGCCGCCAUACAUGAAACAUGAAACACUUGAACAUAUCUGUACGUGUGUGUGUGUGUGUGUGUGUGUGUGUGUGUGUGUGUGUGUGUGUGUGUGUGUGUGUGUGUGUGUGUGACGUCGGAACAUAUUCACCAGAACACGCAGAAAAAGAAAGAAAGAAACCUAAGUGUUGCCAAACGUAUUGUUUUUGUUUUUAUUUAUUUAUAUGUUGUAAUUUAUUUUGAUAUUUUUUUAUUUUUUUAUAUAUCUAUAUGAAACUGUAGGAAGCGUAGAGGUACCGACAGAGGCCAAACUUUACCCAGCGUCCUUUGUGCCAACGAGUCGCCUGUGAGCGUUUCAGAGAGGGAAAAUGUGCUGCUAUGGUUUUUCAAACGACUCCUUCCAUUCCUUCCUUUCUGUUUCCUUUUUUUUCUUUCUCUUUUCUAUCUUUGUGAGGUGAGCGUGCAACUUCCUGUUAACUCUGCCAUCGAUUCCUCAGAAGACGGUGGCGUUGCAGACCGAUCACAUCCGACAAACUGAGCGCUUUCACUUGAUCUGAUAGCGGAGAGUCUGAAUAUUCUGCAAUAAUGGGAAUCAUUUGUUUCUUCAUCAUUAAUGUGAAUGUUGUGGUUAAAGGAAUAGUUUGAGAACUACAUUUAUUCCCUUUCCUGCCGAGGGCCAAAUCAAAAGAUCAACACAUCUGCUAACAGAGGAAACCCAUUUUGAAUGGCUGCUGACAUGUCUAAUUAAUUUAUGUUUAAGUAAACUUUCUUCUCUCGAUGUUGAGAGGGGGCGGUGCCCAUUGCGCCCAUUGUAACAAAGCUCUAGUGUCCCGUACCCGUCCUUCAUAAUGACUCACAGCAUCUCCACACAUUUGAACAAAGUGCCGUGCUGAGCCUCUGGAAGCUCCAGAUUUAAAUCUGAAUUCUAAUAAUAAAAGUAAUGUAAAGUCAUAUGUACAGACUUUAUUUACAGAUGAUACAGCAGGGGGAUUAUUGUCCUGAUAACUAGAAAGUUUGCAUCUGACAUCCCUUCAAAAUACUGCGGCGCAGUUACUGCCGACUCGCACCAGAUGCUAACUUUUACACGCUUACAGCGCGGCUGUUAGCAUCAUCAUUUGUGAGACGUUUUCAUAAAAAUUGGCACAUUUUGCCCCAAAUGAAUGCAUAAUGGCUGAUUUACAUUUUUUGUUAAAACCGCACUGGCGCACAGUGACGCUGUUUGCUCUGCAGCGCAGUUAAGGGUGCAGUUAACCCUUUGAGUGCACUCAGAGAAUAAGGCUGUCUUUUUGACUCCUUUGCAAAAGUAUAGAGUGUGAACCCUGAGUGCAGUACACAGUUUAACACAGACAGGAUAUCUGUGAGUAAGUGAGAUUUCAGGUCAAUCCUUUCAGCCUUUGGAUAAAGCUACGCUAACGGUUUCCCCCUGCAUCCAGUCUUUAUGCUAAACUAAGCUAAGCCAAACACCUCCUGGCUGUAAAGAUUCAUAAUUAACACAGAAAUGAGAGCGCUGUUAUCAGUCAUCUAAUCAAAGCAAAUAUAUGCGUGCACUUCUCAAAAUGUCAAACUAUUCCUUUCAUCAUCAGUGCGUCAUAUCUACAAAAAGAAGUCCAGGUAAUCAAGUUGAUCUGGAUGCAUCAUAUCCUGUGCUCAUAGUUACAACAUUUUGUGGACGGAGAUGUUCAUAUUGUAAGGACAAAACGGCUGCCAUCGUGACUAGAGGAAAAAUAUUUUACAUAUCAAACAUUAAUAUAUCGUGUGUACAAAAAAAAGGGUUUUAAAAUAAAUGGAGAAAUAUGAACUUUACAGUGUAAGAGGAGCUGUGGGAAAGAUGUGACGCUGUAUCUGUAAGUUUCUGCAGACGGUGAGAGUGGGUUUAGGUGAUCAAACAGGGUGAUGUACUUUUUGCACAACACAGAAAGAGGGACCUCUGCACAUAACAAUGAGCAGUGAGGGAUGCUUUUGAAUGGGUUCAUGGUGAGAUCAGCGCCUACUGAAACCAGCCCAGCAGGGAGUCCUCGUUGAUCUCGAACAUUCAUCAUCCAGACUCUGUUUUUUUGUUCAUUAUUCAUCAUACUAAUGCUGUUUCACAAUGCUGCCCAUUAUUUGUGUGCAGUGCAACUUCAAUGGUACUGGGGAUAAUUAUCGCCACCUUCUAAGAAAUAAGGAAACUGGGUCAUCCAGUAGAGGCCAUGAGAGUGCUAAAGAGGAUGUAGGUGUGCCCACACUGAUGUUGCAAAUAACAGCUUUUUAGUGGUCGUUCAUGGGUGUAACAAACGAAAUCUCUACACAGGAAUCAGUGCUGGCAGCUGUGUCAGAACAAAUAUGUGUUGUACGACUGGUGUCACUUGAGUUCCUUCUAGUUCUGUGUGUACAGAGUGCAAACUGGCAGCAGCACUGACCGUGAGGAAAACGUCUUUUAAUGUGUUUACUUUGGGUCAAAACUAGGGCCCGACUGAUGCAGGGUUUCUGGGGCCGAUACUGAUAUCGAUAUAUCGGCCGAUAUCUUUUCUUAGAUCUAUCUUCGAUCUGUAGGGAUGGAUGGAUCUCUACAUAGAUAGAGUGUAGUGUGAUACAAUGAAACUCAAAUGAAAUGCUGUUUGACUGGUUCAUAAAAAUUGUUAUAUCGGUGCAUAUCCGCGAUAAAAGUAGCCGAUACCGAUAGUCACUUGAUGCGCAAAUAUCGGCUGGCCGAAUAUUCAGUCGGGCUCUGGUCAAAACUGACUGAAUUCUUCUCUAUCAGUGAUAAUCUAUAUGGUUUUCACUCUGUCACAUGUUUACGUUUUGGUGCAUGUUCUGGACAAGCCUGGCAUCCCACCUUCUUUUCCCAUUUUGGGACUCUAAAGUGGGGUCAUCGACAGCCACAGAACAAAAAUGCCUCUGCAUACUGAGGCAGCAAAACGUGUGGCGCAGCAGCAACCUGCAAGAGUGGUUUCGGCUAAUUCCCUUAUCUUAUUCACUCGGCUUUGAUUAAAACAUAACAGAGGUUUGGCAGGAAAUCAUUUGGUAGCUAACUUCAUACCAAAUGGAAAAAAGAAAACAUUGAAAACAUUCCACUUAAGCUGCUGCGGUCAUGUUUGACCUUUAAAACUGCACCCCGGUUAGGUUAAUGAUUGUGAUUGGCUCGACCAGAAUCCAGACGUUUGUUGAAAGAGCAAAUAAAACAUGAGCUUGCAGACGCAUCCGAGGUUACUCUCAUAAAUCAGAUGUGUCCAAUUCAGAGACUGCAUCCUGUCAAGGGUAGGACAGAUCACAUCUGCACAACCAAGGCUGUCCCAUUUUGAAGGCUCCUUCAGAUUCAGAUUCAGAUUCUUUAUUGUCCCACAAGGGGAAAUUUGCGUUGCAACAGGAGCACACAGAAGACAAGAAAACACAAGGACAACAUCACCAUAAAACAGAAACCAAAACAAAUUGGAAAAUCAGACAACACAGCAAAAUAUAAAACCAAAUAAAAUCAGCGCAAUAAAAUCAGUCAAGAGCUCGUACCAGAAUGGAAAUUCAAGUUAUUGAAGUGCAAAGUGGAGGUGUGCAAUUCAAGUGCAAAAAGAGCAACAAAUAGCUAAUUGUUGUUUAAAAUAUUAAUUGCACUUGGUAAAAAUGAGACCUGGAGUCUUUUGUGGUUGGCUAAUGCGCCCUACUUUUCCCCAGGCCACAAAGGAUCUUCUACACAUCAGCCAUGUCCCAAUUCAGAGCUUAGGGCGCAUUUUCAGAGUUUGAAUUUUCUUGACCCGGAUCGGUGCCUCGUGUUCAUCAUGACACAAGCGUACUCUGCUGCUCAGUAACGGUGCUCUCACCACUGUCUGCUGUGAUGAAACAUUUUGAUAUGUUAUGAUUCUCAGCGCUCAUCCUUAUUAUUAUGUUGAUAGUCACCGUCAGUAUUUCUCCUGCUCACAGCAGCAGUCGAGAAGAUAAAGAAACAUCAUAACGUGCCAUAAAAAGUCGGUAGAUUUACACACUAUGCUAAAACGACCUCGUGUGUCACAGGUCGGCAGCCCGCCCUUCAUUUAAACGCGGCCGUGUCAUAUGGAGUGAACUCUAAUGUGGACUUAAAUACCAUCUCACUGUGUUGCUCCAGAUUCAUCCUCCUGGAGCUGAAACAUCCACACAUGUUCCCCGACUCAAAGCGAAAGGGAAAUGAAACAACGCAGUGCUAAAAAAGAAAAGAAAAAAAGAAGAAGGUUGAUUCUUUCCUCACAGUCAUUGAAUAGAAGCCAAACGUGUUCACCUUCGUUUGUCUGGUGUUGGAUUUCUCCGAUGUAUGUGCUGUUUGUGACGGCUGUUCAUACCCAGAAACCUUGUCCACCUUCUCUCUGAAUCUCUCUCUCUCUCUCUCUCUCUCUCUCUCUCUCUCUUUCUGUCUUGCAAUUCAACUGAUGUUGUUAUUGAAUAUAUUAAAUGACGGUACAGAUUAUAUUAAAAUUACAAGUACGAUGGGGGAGAAAUACGUUUCAGUGUUCUGUAUCCUGAGAAUGAUACAAAAUAAACUUUGACAUUGCACCUUUGCAAAGG
This is a messenger RNA of Labrus mixtus (cuckoo wrasse), 8436 nucleotides long. RefSeq names its product ecotropic viral integration site 5 like (gene evi5l). Lineage: Eukaryota; Metazoa; Chordata; Actinopteri; Labriformes; Labridae. Bases 715 to 3285 code for a protein of 856 amino acids. The record is from RefSeq and is a predicted model, not a curated record. The transcript is spliced from 20 exons.